Messenger RNA from Mus musculus (house mouse), 3952 nucleotides. RefSeq names its product RNA binding motif protein 19 (gene Rbm19). The coding region runs from base 102 to 2960 and encodes 952 amino acids. NCBI's taxonomy places the organism in Eukaryota, Metazoa, Chordata, Mammalia, Rodentia, Muridae. Gene Ontology annotation, molecular function: RNA binding; nucleic acid binding. The transcript is spliced from 24 exons. Gene Ontology annotation, cellular component: nucleolus; cytoplasm; chromosome. The record is from RefSeq and is marked provisional.
ACUCGCUAAAAAUGGCGGCGCCCAGUGUGGCGGCGUGAAAGUUGUGGGAAGUCGCUGUCGCCGGGGUCGUGAGUCUGAAAAGCGAAGGGAACCUGAGAGCCAUGUCGCGUCUGAUCGUGAAGAACCUCCCGAAUGGGAUGAAGGAGGAGCGAUUCCGGCAGCUGUUUGCCGCCUUUGGCACACUGACCGACUGCAGCCUCAAGUUCACCAAAGACGGCAAGUUCCGAAAGUUCGGCUUCAUAGGUUUCAAGUCGGAGGAGGAGGCCCAGGCAGCACUGAACCAUUUCCACCGGAGCUUUAUUGACACGACCCGGAUCACCGUCGAAUUCUGCAAGUCCUUUGGAGACCCAUCGAAGCCCCGAGCUUGGAGCAAGCAUGCCCAGAAGUCAAGUCAGCCCAAGCAGCCGUCGCAAGACUCCGUUCCCUCAGACACUAAAAAGGACAAGAAGAAAAAAGGGCCCAGUGACCUGGAGAAGCUGAAGGAAGAUGCCAAGUUCCAGGAGUUCCUGUCAAUUCAUCAGAAGAGGACCCAAGUGGCCACGUGGGCAAACGACGCUUUGGAGGCCAAGCUCCCAAAAGCAAAAACCAAGGCAUCAAGUGACUAUCUGAACUUCGACUCCGACUCCAACUCUGACUCUGGGCAGGAGAGUGAGGAGGAGCCAGCCAGAGAGGACCCUGAAGAGGAACAAGGCCUGCAGCCAAAGGCAGCUGUGCAGAAGGAGCUGUCAGACAUGGACUACUUGAAAUCCAAGAUGGUGCGGGCUGAGGUGUCCUCUGAGGAUGAGGACGAAGAGGACAGUGAAGACGAGGCGGUGAACUGUGAAGAAGGGAGUGAGGAAGAGGAAGAGGAGGGCUCCCCUGCCUCCCCAGCCAAGCAAGGAGGUGUGAGCCGGGGAGCCGUGCCUGGGGUCCUGAGGCCCCAGGAAGCUGCUGGCAAGGUAGAGAAGCCAGUCAGCCAGAAGGAACCCACUACCCCCUACACCGUGAAGCUCCGGGGAGCCCCGUUCAAUGUCACUGAGAAAAACGUCAUUGAAUUCCUAGCUCCUCUGAAGCCAGUGGCCAUCCGAAUAGUGAGAAAUGCUCACGGGAACAAGACAGGGUAUGUCUUCGUGGACCUCAGCAGUGAAGAAGAAGUAAAGAAGGCUCUGAAGUGCAACCGUGACUACAUGGGUGGACGCUAUAUCGAGGUGUUCAGGGAAAAGCAGGCUCCCACCGCCCGUGGUCCCCCAAAGAGCACCACGCCCUGGCAAGGCCGAACGCUCGGGGAGAAUGAGGAGGAGGAAGACCUGGCCGACUCUGGGAGGCUCUUCGUACGGAACCUGUCCUACACCAGCUCUGAGGAGGACCUGGAGAAGCUUUUCUCGGCCUACGGUCCCCUGUCAGAGCUCCACUACCCCAUUGACAGCCUGACCAAGAAGCCGAAGGGCUUUGCCUUCGUCACCUUCAUGUUCCCUGAGCACGCCGUGAAGGCCUAUGCUGAGGUGGACGGGCAGGUAUUCCAGGGCAGGAUGCUCCAUGUCCUACCUUCUACCAUCAAGAAAGAAGCCAGCCAGGAGGCCAACGCCCCAGGGUCCUCUUAUAAGAAGAAGAAGGAAGCCAUGGACAAAGCCAACAGUUCCAGCUCGCACAACUGGAACACGCUGUUUAUGGGACCAAAUGCCGUGGCUGACGCCAUUGCACAGAAGUACAACGCCACCAAGAGCCAAGUGUUUGACCAUGAGACCAGGGGCAGCGUGGCCGUGCGUGUGGCUCUGGGGGAGACCCAGCUGGUCCAGGAGGUCCGAAGCUUCCUUAUUGACAAUGGGGUCUGCCUGGACUCUUUCAGCCAGGCUGCAGCGGAGCGAAGUAAGACUGUGAUCCUGGCUAAGAACCUCCCGGCAGGUACUCUGGCGGCUGAGAUCCAGGAGACCUUCAGCCGCUUCGGCAGCCUGGGUCGCGUGCUCCUGCCUGAAGGUGGCAUCACGGCCAUCGUAGAGUUCCUAGAGCCGCUGGAGGCCCGCAAGGCUUUCAGGCACCUGGCCUAUUCUAAGUUCCACCAUGUCCCCCUGUACCUGGAGUGGGCUCCAAUUGGUGUCUUUGGCGCAGCCCCCCAGAAGAAAGAUUCCCAGCAUGAGCAGCCUGCAGAGAAAGCCGAGGUGGAGCAGGAGACUGUACUAGACCCAGAAGGUGAAAAGGCUUCGGUAGAAGGAGCAGAGGCCUCCACAGGCAAAAUGGAAGAGGAGGAGGAAGAGGAGGAGGAGGAGGAGGAAGAGAGUAUCCCAGGAUGCACUUUGUUCAUUAAGAACCUCAACUUCAGCACCACAGAGGAGACACUGAAGGGAGUGUUUUCCAAAGUGGGAGCUAUAAAGAGCUGCACCAUCUCCAAGAAGAAGAAUAAAGCAGGAGUGCUCCUCUCAAUGGGGUUUGGGUUUGUGGAAUACAAGAAGCCAGAACAGGCCCAGAAAGCCCUCAAGCAGCUCCAGGGUCACACUGUGGACGGCCAUAAGCUGGAAGUACGGAUCUCUGAACGGGCCACUAAGCCUGCCUUGACAUCAACUCGGAAGAAGCAGGUCCCCAAGAAGCAGACGACCUCCAAGAUCCUGGUGCGGAAUAUCCCCUUCCAGGCCAACCAGAGGGAGAUCCGGGAGCUUUUCAGCACCUUUGGGGAACUGAAGACAGUGCGCCUGCCGAAGAAGAUGACAGGGACAGGUGCCCACCGCGGUUUCGGCUUUGUGGACUUCAUCACCAAGCAGGAUGCGAAGAAAGCCUUCAAUGCGCUGUGUCAUAGCACUCACUUGUACGGCCGCAGGCUGGUUCUGGAAUGGGCAGACUCAGAGGUGACCGUGCAGACCCUACGGAGGAAGACGGCCAGGCACUUCCAAGAACCCCCGAAGAAAAAGCGGUCUGCAGUGUUGGAUGGGAUCCUGGAGCAGCUGGAAGAUGAGGACAACAGUGACGGCGAGCAGGCUCUCCAGCUGUGAGCUGGCACUGCCAGGGUGCAUGGCUCCAGGGCCCCGGGGCUGGAUAGUGCGAUACAGGAAGUCUCCAUGGGUCAGGACCAAAGGAGUCAAAAGCUCGCGGCAAGUAUGGGAUGUGAGAACAACUUUGCUGCAGACUCUGCACCAGUGCUGAGCAGCUGCUGACCUGGCACCUGCUUGUGAGAUGGUUCCAUGAGGAGCUCAGGCCUGGCAUCCUCCUGUGGCAUGGCUGGCCAGACUCUGGGAUGAGUGACAGGGUGCACAGCCACUGUAGAGCUCAGCCCUGGCCAGCCAGGCUCCUGCAGCCCUGUCUCCCCCUCAACAGGACUGCUGGCCAGUAGACAGAGCUGGGGACUCUACCUCAUCAUCGGGGCCCCUUCCUUGUCCCUGUGAUGCAGCCAGGUUCUGAGCCCUGCUGUCAGGUUCACAGGCUGAACUGCGCCAGCACCACUGACGGACUCUACAGCUCAAGCGGAGGCCCUGGGAGUCGCACGGAGGCCUCACCCGCACCAGAGGCUUCAAAGGCGAGUCUUUGGCUGGGUACCCUAGCACAGCCUCUCUCCAUGGACUCGGACACACCGUCAACCAGAGGAGGACAUGGCACUAGUCAGGGAGGAAGGCCAGAGCCCUUCAACCACUGUCCAGCCCCAGCACUACCUCUCAAGCAAGAAGCUUAAGACCUGUGUCAUUUUGAGUGGCUGUUCAGUGCAGGUGACUGGCAUGGCUGCCUCGGCCAGCCAUGCCAACUUCACUCAUCCAACCAGGAAGACGUGGGGAGACACUACUACCACCUCAGAGCUGUUGUCACCGAGGGCUGAAGAGGCACCAGACAGGACUCUGAGCACCAGGCUUUCCAACUUUAUGUGAGAGUCUUGGCCUAUGAACUUUUUGCCUUCCAGAUUUGCCUGGAUCCCACACCAGGUUCCCAAAGAUGGGGCCACGCCCUCUCAGGGGUGCUGAGAACUAAGCAAUAAACGGCAGAGCCUAGAAUUGCC